Molecule: messenger RNA, 802 nt
Organism: Raphanus sativus (radish)
Lineage: Eukaryota; Viridiplantae; Streptophyta; Magnoliopsida; Brassicales; Brassicaceae
Product: glutaredoxin-C6
Exons: 2
Coding region: 176-631 (151 amino acids)
Source: RefSeq, a predicted model, not a curated record
UCACUAAUGAUUCAUUUUUAUUGGUUGAACCUCUUUUUGAUUAUUUCUAUAUUUUUUGGAAUACUUUUUUUUGGAACACCUUUUGAUUCUUGGGUCUCUUCUAUAUAUACAAAUACAAAACCACUUCUGCCUCAUAGAUUAAUGCUAUCUACGUUUUCUUUCUCUCCAAUUGCCUAUGAUGCAAGAAUUAAGCUUAGAACUGUUCUCCAACGACGUCGUUCGCUUAGACCUAACUCCUCCCCAAACAUCACCUACUUCUCUCUCCAUAGACGAAGAAGAAUCACCGGAGGCCAAGAUCCGACGGCUGAUAUCAGAGCAUCCAGUGAUCAUCUUCAGCAGAUCUUCUUGUUGCAUGUCCCACGUCAUGAAAAGACUCCUCACCACAAUAGGAGUCGUCCCCACCGUCAUCGAGCUCGAUGAUCACGAGGUUUCCUCUCUCCCCAUGGCUCUUGAAGAAGAAUAUUCCGGCGGCGGCUCCGUCGUUCUUCCGUCUCCGGCGGUUUUCAUUGGUCGUGAGUGUGUCGGUGGUUUUGAGUCCCUCGUCGCGCUCCAUCUAAGUGGUCACCUUGUCCCUAAGCUUGUCCAAGUUGGAGCUCUUCGGGUGUCGAUCUGCAUAGAGAACUGGAAGUAAAAAGAUAGGCAAACAAUAAACAAAUGUUGAUGCCCACAAAUGUCGCUUGAUUCAAACUCAUGCAAUGAAGUGUAAGCAAAUAAAUUGCACAUCUAAUGAUCUGAAAAUAAAAACAAAAAGUUGCCGACCUAUACACCUUGGUAGUUGUGGGAAUAAGAUUUUUCUGUGUGA